Molecule: messenger RNA, 1212 nt
Organism: Microsporum canis CBS 113480
Lineage: Eukaryota; Fungi; Ascomycota; Eurotiomycetes; Onygenales; Arthrodermataceae
Exons: 1
Coding region: 1-1212 (403 amino acids)
Source: RefSeq, a predicted model, not a curated record
AUGCUUCCAACAAGGUCAUUGGAAACAUCUAUGAAAGUUACGAACGUCAUCACGGCUCGAGAUAAGGAAACAACAACGGCAGUAAUACCAGCUUAUGGCCAGGGAUCGAUUGACCCGCAUAGUAUCAAUAUGCAGGGUUUGCUGGCACUUUUUGCCCUCCUAGGCGCUGCCUUCGUCAUUGCAUCAAUUUGGUUUUUCUUCUGGGCAAAGAAUGGCGGGUUCAUUUGGCGAGAGACAGAUUGGGACGACUAUAAAUCAACAGUAUUGAGAAGGAAAGGUCCCGAUGGCCGAACGCUGUCCAAUGCUACGAGGAGUACAGCCUUGGGCGGAGGAAGUAUUGUUGCGAGAGAAUAUCGGGACUUUGAUGAUGCCACUACGACUAUGGACACGGAAACUGUUGCAACUGGUAAGCCGAGGAAAAAGGGAUUCAGAGCCACGGCACGGGAGAAACUGUGGCGUCGACAAAAGGAGUCGGAUUGGGAGGGCGGGCAUGAUGAAGAUAUGCGAGCGUAUCGCCAUGAGAAGCCAGCAGAAGUUGGUGGCAUGAACCGCGAAGCAGAUGGGACAUAUCACGGUUCCGACUUUACCGUUACCAAUACCAACACACACACAAACACACAAGAUGGCCGAAGUGAAGCUGGCUAUACCUACACGCAUACCUACGAUGAGAAGAGCGAGUGGACUCAGAGCCAGGCCGGAUACACAAAUCAAUAUGAGGAAAUGGAUAUCUCGAGGGGCAGAAACGUGUCAGGUUUCUCAUUUGUGGCAGGACAGGACGAUGCCGUUACCUACGUAACAGAGGAACAGCAGCCUCUUCGCGAACCGUCACCCCCACCCCGCCGCCGUGACAAUGAACGUCGUUCUGAAGUUAGCCGUUCUGAAGUCAGCCGCUCGGAGGUCAGCCAUUCAGAUACUGAGCGUCGCUCUCGCAGAGCACGACAUACGCAGCGUCCUCGCGGACCCAGAGGAAGUGCCAGCAGCUCUCGUCAAUCUAGUUCUCGCAAACGCACCUCAACUACUGGCUACACUGAACCACUCAACAUGUCGGAGUAUUCCUACACCCAUCUUGAUGGCUCUGAUAUUGGCACUGGCAACAUGAGUUAUCACCAGCCUCUCCCUGCAUUGAGCAAAGGCUACCGCCGGGGCCGUGGCAGGCGCAGAGAUAGUCUGAGUGACAGUGAGGGUGAGGAUUAUGAAAGUCGUCGGUCAUGA